AUGCCGUUGCCACUCAUCACCGCAAUCGCCCUCACCGCGUCCGGCGAAGCAGCCGUCCCCGAGGAUGAGUACGCGGCGCUGCCCGAGUGGACCGCGAAGCUCUCGCCCUUUGCAAGCCGCUUUGCAGGCAAGAAGGUGCUCGUCACCGGCGGCUCCAGUGGAAUCGGCUUGGCGGCAGCGCUCGGCUUCCGCAACGAGUGUGCGGACGUCGUGAUCGCCGGCUCGAGCUCCGCCAAAGCGCAGCGCACGGCGGAUGCGCUGCGCUCGCAGACCCCUUCGGCCUGUCCGGGCGUGGCAGUGCACGCGGUCGCCGGCAAUCUGGCCAACGAGACGCAGGCACUGGGCGUGGUGGCAGAGGCGAUCCGCUUGCUGGGCGGGCUCGACGUCGCUGUCAACGCCGCGGGCAUGGCGGGAAUGCUCUACUCGAUGCACGCCGAGAUCAAGCACUGGGUCGACACGGGCAAGCGCGGCUCGGUGGUCAACGUGGGCUCGCUGUGCGGCGAGCACGCGGGCGUAUGCGGCACCAUGUACACCGCCUCCAAGUUUGCGACGCAGGGCUUCUCCAAGCAGGCCGCGGUCAAGUAUGCGCCGCGAGGCAUCCGAGUCAACAUGCUGAGGGACGACUACGGCGAGCGGCUCGGGCCCGACGACCCAAAGUGGACAGAGGGCCGCAAGGCGAUCAGCCGCGCCACGCGGAGCCCGGACCGUGCGGUGCCGGGAGAGCCGGGAGAGCUCGCGACGCCCGCCGCCCCUCGGCAGGCGGUAGACCGCGCCAUCCCGCUCGGCUCCAUCGCCGAGCCGUGGGAGAUGGCGGGCCCGAUCCUCUUCCUCAGCGACAACGGGCGCGCCUCCUACGUCACCGGCGCCACCCUCUCGGCCGACGGCGCCCUCACGCAGGCGCGCGCGCCCUCGCGGACGCGGGGCGCGUUGGGCGGGCGGCGGUCACUCAUUAGCGCCACUCGCAUCCCACGCCAGGUGGGUGCCUUCAACUCGGAGGUGGCGGCCAUCGAGGGCGGCAUCAAGGCGCCCCCGCCGACAACGAAGAGCGAGCUCUGA
Molecule: messenger RNA, 1056 nt
Organism: Emiliania huxleyi CCMP1516
Lineage: Eukaryota; Haptophyta; Isochrysidales; Noelaerhabdaceae
Exons: 4
Coding region: 1-1056 (351 amino acids)
Molecular function (GO): oxidoreductase activity, acting on the CH-OH group of donors, NAD or NADP as acceptor
Source: RefSeq, a predicted model, not a curated record